AUGGGGAAGGAAAAGACGGCGGCACUGGAACGUGCGAAGAAGGUGACGGGGGCAGCGAAAGGCAAGAAGACGAAUAGGGGGUCGUCGUCGCGGUCGGGGCUGCCGUCGGGUUGGAUCCAGGGCGAUUGGAUCCGAUCCUCGCUUCGGCAGGAAGAUUUGGAUGAGCUGGCUGAGUCCGGGCUGAUCGUCCAUGGAGCUGCGCGGUUGCCGGAGGGGGAGACGGAGCCGCAGCCGCGACCGUUGACCGCCGCGGAGAAGGUGGAGACAGCCAUGCUGGUCGAGAGGGUGGUCCAGUUGAUCAACCAAGGCGUCACCGGCAUGGAUUUGUUGGAGGUUUAUACCGAGAUGUACUCAAUGCCCAAUGGUGAACAAGCUCUGGAGCAGGAUCAUGAGGGCGAGGACAGCGUGGAGGAGAGUGGUGAUUGGGAGUCGCCGGACGACGAUGACGAAGACGAGAGCGACGAGUCAGACGAUGAGGAGCCAGCCUCUGCCACGACUGAUAUGGACAUUGACAAGAUCCUAGACGACGAGGAAACCGACGACGCGGCUACCUCCAAAGCUACUCUACGAGACGUUGUCGUGCUUCCGGAUGAUGAAGAAGAAGUGCCUCUGAGGGAAAGGAGGAGGAGGGACAAGGGACUGAGCAGGAAAGCGCCUGAGGUUCCGGUUCCUCAGUCGACACUGAUGCCUGGGACGGCGGUCGAGCGAUCCACAGACCCAGCUCGGACCAACGUCACUUCCGCUAACCCGCUGUCGACUGAUCGCCCAUCAGGGUCGGCUGCUCAGACCCCUGCUGCUCCAGUACAACUCCACGCAUCAGACCCAGUGGAUGCUUCAACUGCCCUGCCAUCGUCGCUUUUUACUGCGUACCAAACUCUAGACGACCCGUCGAGUGCUGCCAAGGAAGCUCUUCUUCAGCUGAAUCUUGUGAUGGAGCAAAUGAAAGUGGUGCACGAGGCCAGUCAGGUGGCUUACAACGCCAGCGCUGCUCUGCAAACCAAUGUCCAGGAGGUCGAGCAACUGAAGAAAGACAAGGACAAGUUGACUGACGAGAUUGGAAACCUCAAGGCCAAGAAGGGCGAGUUAGAAUCUUAUCUGGGCCAGCUUGUUGCAAAACUGGUCUUAAAGCUUGAAGGACUUUGA
Molecule: messenger RNA, 1143 nt
Organism: Aegilops tauschii subsp. strangulata
Lineage: Eukaryota; Viridiplantae; Streptophyta; Magnoliopsida; Poales; Poaceae
Source: RefSeq, a predicted model, not a curated record